AUGUCUCGGCGCAGGGGCACCCCCGGGGAGGGGCUGCAGGACAUGAGGGACCGCGAGGCCCGCGAGACCCCCAGCAGCAGCAGCAGCAGCAGCAGCAGCAGCAGCAGCAGCAGCAGCAGUCGCGGAGCUGGCCGCAGCAGCUCGGACAAGAAGUCUGCGGGCCACUCGCACAGCAGCAGCAGCAGCAGCAGCAGCAGCAGCAGCAGCGGGAGCCGGAGCCGGCACUGGGGCGAGGGGAGCGAGUGGCCGCAGCAGCAGCAGCAGCAGCAGCAGCAGCAGCAGCAGCAGCAGCGGCGGCGGAGCCGCAGCGAGAGCCGCGGGGAGCGGGAGCGGAAGUACCGGGAUCGGGAUCGGGAUCGGGAAAGACCGCGGGAUCGGGAUCGCCUGCGGGAUCGGGAUCGGGAUCGGGAUCGGGAUCGACGGCGGGGGGAGCGGCCGCGGGAGGCGGAGUGGGAGCGGCCGCGGGAUCGGGAUCGGGAUCGGGAUCGGGAGGAGCGCAGCAGCAGACGCCGCGAGGAGCUGCUGCUCAGCUGCACUGCAGCAAUCCAGGGAGUUCCUGCUGCAGCAGCAGAAGAAGAAGUCGAAGAAGCUGUUCGGACUUUGGCAAUUUUAAAAAGAUUUUCGACUCCCGACUCCGUCCGCAUGCAAGUCUGCGGUGUACGUACACUCCAGGCCCUCUGCCCCCCCGCCCCACACGCCCACGCGGAGCUGCUGCAGCAGCUGCUGCUGCCCCCCGCGGCGCCAGACAAGGACCCCCCCCAGCAGCAGCAGCAGCAGCAGCAGCAGCAGCAGCAGCAGCAGCAGCAGCAGCUGCGGGUGGCCUUCGUGGACUUCCCCUCCACCGACGCUGCGCAGAAGUUCGUCAAGAGCUGCAGGGGCGAAGUCUUUCCCUUCAAGGGCCGCAACUGUCCCGUGGCGGUGCUGCUGCAGCAGCAGCAGCAGCACGACGCAGCAGCAGCAGCAGCAGCAGCAGCAGCAGCAGCAGGCGCGGCCCCCGAGGGCUCGGCCGCCUCCGACUGGAUCUGCGGCGUCUGCGGCGCGCCCAACAGCGCCGCCGCCGCCGCCGCCGCCAGCAGCAGCAGCAGCAGCAGCAGCAGCAGCAGCAGCAGCUGCUGCUGCUGCAGCGCCUGCGGCGCCGCGGGGCCCCGGGGGGCCCCCGACAGCCGCCCCAAAGAACCCGGCGGGGGCUGGGCCUUCGAGGGGCCCCCAAACCCUUCCUCUCUUUUGGUGGUUUCGGAUUUGCUGCUGCUGGACUGGGAGGAGCUGCUGCGGCUGCUGCGGCGCAAGCUGCGCCGCAGCAGCAGCAGCAGCAGCAGCAGCAGCAGCAGCAGCGCAGCAGCGCAGCAGCAGCAGCAGCAGCAGCAGCAGCAGCAGGAGAUCCAGGGCUGGGUGCUGGUCAAAGACGCCGCGGGCGCCGUCCGCCCCGACGGCUUCGCUGUGCUCAAGCUGGGGUGUACGUACACCGCAAAAGAGGCCUGGCGGCUGCUGCGCAGCUGUCGAGACACCCCAGUGGGCAAACAGAUUUGUGGGGUGCGGCCCUGGAUCAUGAGCAAGGACCAGGAGAAGCACUGGGCCGAGAUCGUCACUGUUGCUGCCAGCAGCAGCAGCAGCAGCAGCAGCAGCAGCAGCAGCAGCAGCGGCAGCAGCAGCAGCGGCAGCAGCUGCAGCAGCAGCAGCAGCAGCAGCAGCAGCAGCAGCAGCAGCAGCAGCAGCAGCAGCAGCCUACUGCGCAGGUCGUCGCCUCGCUGGUCGCUUCUGCGCAGAGAAGCGCCCAGGCCACUAAGGACGCCAUUGAGAAGGCCAAGACCACCGAGAGGAAGGCAGCAGCAGCAGCAGCAGCAGACACUCCCGCUGCUGCUGCUGCAGCAGCAGCAGCAGCAGCAGCCGCAGCAGCGGCCGCCGCCGCAGCCAACAUCCAGCAGCAGCAGCACCAGGCCGUCCCCUCCCCGCCCCAAAGCGGCUUCUCAAACGGGCCCGUCACGCCGCAGCAGCAGCAGCAGCAGCAGCAGCAGCAGCAGCAGCAGCAAACCCCGCGGGGCCCCUCGUCGGGGGGCCCCCACGGGUUCAGCGUGUCGGGGGGCCCCCGCAGCAGCGGCGGGACCUCCCCGGGGCCGCUGGGGGACCUCAGCAGCAGCAGCAGCAGCAGCAGCGGGCUGCUGCCUGCUGCUGCUGCUGCUGCUGCGCCCAGCGUCAUCGCCGACGUGGCCAGGGUCUUCGAGCGGAACUUAG
Eimeria necatrix is the source of this 2229-nucleotide messenger RNA. RefSeq lists its product as hypothetical. The transcript is spliced from 2 exons. NCBI's taxonomy places the organism in Eukaryota, Apicomplexa, Conoidasida, Eucoccidiorida, Eimeriidae. The record is from RefSeq and is a predicted model, not a curated record. Bases 1 to 2229 code for a protein of 742 amino acids.